Budorcas taxicolor (takin) is the source of this 1749-nucleotide messenger RNA. RefSeq names its product transmembrane serine protease 13 (gene TMPRSS13). The transcript has 15 exons. Gene Ontology annotation, biological process: proteolysis. Bases 1 to 1749 code for a protein of 582 amino acids. Gene Ontology annotation, cellular component: membrane. Gene Ontology annotation, molecular function: serine-type endopeptidase activity. NCBI's taxonomy places the organism in Eukaryota, Metazoa, Chordata, Mammalia, Artiodactyla, Bovidae. The record is from RefSeq and is a predicted model, not a curated record.
AUGGAAGGGGACAGCUGCCGGGUGAGUGCGUCUGGGGACCUCGGGCCAGAACCUCCUAGCACCGGGAAAGCAGGGAUGGGUCUGGCAGCUAGGUGUGGCACGGGCACCCGUAUGCAGCCCUCACCUGAGACCUCUGGGUUCCGGAUUGGCACUGGUGCUGAGCAGCCUUCCGCCAAGCCCAGCCUGCCUUGCCGCCCCCUGUGUUGUCCCUGUGACCUGGCAAAUAAUGCCUCCCCGGCAAGGACGCCUCCAGCCCGGGCAUCCCCGGGCCGAGCACCCCUAGCCCGGGCAUCACCUUCCAGGUCAUCGUCUGGCAGGUCCUCAUCCACCGUGUCAGCAUUGACAUCAUCUCCAACCCGAGUGUACCUUGUGAGAGCCACGCCAGUGGGGACUGUCCCUGUCCAUGCAUCUCCUGCCGGGCCCGCACCAGCCACCAGGGCCGCCAGGGAGAGCCCAGGUAUCACCUUGCCCAAGUUCACCUGGCAGGAGGGCCAGAAGCGGCUGCCGCUCAUCGGAUGUGUCCUCCUUCUCAUCGCCCUUGUGGUGUCGCUCAUCAUCCUAUAUGGGGGACGAGAACCCCAGAGCCCAAGAGGCAUUGCAGUUUACUUCUGGCGGGCCCACACAGGGGUCAAUUACAAGGAGCCAAGAGAGAGCUGCCCUAGUCACGCUGUGCGCUGUGAUGGAGUCGAGGACUGUAGGCUGAAGAGUGAUGAGCUGGGCUGUGUGAGGUUUGACUGGGACAAGUCUCUGCUUAAAGUCUACUCUGGAUCCUCCCAUCAGUGGCUUCCCAUCUGCAGUGACAGCUGGAAUGACUCCUAUUCGAAGAAGACCUGCCAGCAGCUGGGUUUCGAGAGUGCUUACUGGACAACCAAAGUGGCCAAUAGGAAUGUUGGCAGCAGUUUCUCAGUCUCCGAAUUUAACUCCACCAUCCAGGAGAGCACCUACACGUCUGAUUGCCCUUCCCAGCAGUAUGUCGCUCUACAGUGUUCCCACUGUGGACUGAGGGCCAUGACUGGGCGGAUCGUGGGAGGGGCGCUGGCCCCAGAAAGCAAGUGGCCUUGGCAAGUUAGCCUGCAGUUCUCCCAUACCCACAUUUGUGGGGGCACGCUGAUCGAUGCCCAGUGGAUUCUCACUGCUGCCCACUGCUUCUUUAUUACCCGGGAGAAGAUCCUGGAGGGCUGGAAGGUGUACGUGGGCACCAACGACCUGCACCACCUGCCCGAGUCAGCCUCCGUCGCCCAGAUCAUCAUCAACAGCAACUACUCAGAUGACCAGGAUGACUAUGACAUCGCCCUCAUGCGGCUCUCCAAGCCCCUGACCCUGUCCGCUCAUGUCCACCCUGCCUGCCUCCCCAUGCAUGGACAGACCUUCGGCCUCAAUGAGAUCUGCUGGAUCACAGGCUUUGGCAAGACCAAGGAGACAGAUGAGAGGACUUCCCCUUUUCUCCGGGAGGUGCAGGUCAACCUCAUUGAUUUCAAGAAGUGCAACGACUACUUGGUCUACGACAGCUACCUUACCCCGAGGAUGAUGUGCGCAGGGGACCUGCGAGGAGGCAGAGACUCCUGCCAGGGAGACAGCGGGGGGCCUCUGGUCUGCGAGCAGAACGGCCGCUGGUACCUGGCAGGAGUCACCAGCUGGGGCACGGGCUGCGGCCAGAGGAACAAACCCGGCGUGUACACCAAGGUGACAGAAGUGCUCCCCUGGAUAUACAGCAAGAUGGAGAGGGAGGUGCGCUUCCGGAAAUCAUAA